AUGAAGCUAGCCCUUUCGAUUUUGGUGCAAAUUCUGGCUGAAUUGGAAUCUCGAACAUCAAUCGAACCUAUAGAACCUAAUGAGCAAACAUUUUUCAUUGAUGCCAUGGAUAUUGCUGCGGCAGCAAAUAAUUUGAAUAUUGCUGAACGCAUUGAAGCUCUAUACUGUUCCAAAGUCAACAAGACUCACUUGGCAUCAUUUGUAGAUGAACAUAAAUUCUAUCUUCGAUUCCUGGUUUUAUCUAUGAACAAUUUAUCAAUCGAGCAACUAGAAAAAAGAUAUAUUUCACUAGUGCCGCGGAUUGUAGGCACAACGGAUUUUCUUUUCAUUGAGAUGCUGGAUUUGUUACUGGUUGAGAUUUUUGUUAAGAUUCCUCAAAAUUUUUCCUUGCACAAAAAUUUUUAUCAAGUUAUUUCGCAGAAAAAAUCUAAUUGGUCGCUCACUCGUCGUGUAAUUGAAGAUGCACUAGCAUCCCGAAUGCUUACACAUUUUCCAAUCGUUGCAAGGAUUCUGAAAGUCCUUUUAUCAGUCGACAGAAAUAUUUUGUCUCCGGAUCAUUUUAAAGAGUAUACGGCAAUAAUCGAAAAAAUUGUUAAAGCUAGGCUUGAUUACAGCCAACAUCCAAUUAAAUUUAAGAGAUUGAAAUUUAUGCCCAGUGAAAUUAUUAAUUUCACGCUGUUAUUGAUAAAAGCUGGUCAGGAUGAAAAAGGGUGGGAUUUAUUGAAUUUGCUAGUGGAUUCUGACGUAAAAGAUGAUGAUUCUUGUAUCAAUAAAGAUAUUCCAGGAUACAUUACAAUUUCAACUUUGCGACCAUUAUUGAAGGAAAUUCUUUGUCGUGGUGAUUGGUUUCAUGCGUGCCACUGUUUGCAGAUAAUGGCUGAAUAUAUUCCGCAGGAACCACUGGAGCCUCAUGUAGAAGAAGUUAUACAGAAAUGCAAAUUAACUUCUCUUCAAGAGAAAAUUUUGCGUAAUUUUAUAAAAUCUCAAUUAUAA
Dracunculus medinensis (Guinea worm) is the source of this 993-nucleotide messenger RNA. The record is from the annotation of a GenBank genome assembly. NCBI's taxonomy places the organism in Eukaryota, Metazoa, Nematoda, Chromadorea, Rhabditida, Dracunculidae.